AUGACAUCAAUAAUUACGAUUCUGACAAUAACAUUGAUUGAAUGUGUGUUUGGAGUCAUUUAUGUUGAUCUAAAGAAUUUUAUUAUAUCUAAUGGAGUGAAUGUAUUUCAUGGUAGAUUCAAUAUAAACUCCAGAUAUUUUAUGUUUGUUGGUGAUUCAGAACCCAUUAGUGAAUUAAGAUACGGAAAUGAAGUGAUAUUUCCAAAGGAGAAUGGUUCACAGGAAUACAAUUUACUUGUUGAAUUAUUUAUAAUAAAUAAGGUUAUUCUGGUAUCAUUUUAUGUCCACACAUUUAAUGAUGGAUUAUUGAAAUCAGUCAAUCGACAUACCAUUAGCAUAUCAUCUGACAAAUACAGUCACAUAAGUAAUGAAGAAUUUAUCUACAAGAUAAAUAGGAAUGUUCUAGUUUCAUUUGAUAUUGGACCGAAACCAAAACAUCCGUUUAUAAAAAGAUCCAUUUCUGAUCAUGUUAAUUUUCAAAUGUAUAGAUAUAAAUUUGAAGAUAAAUAUAAAGGUUUUAUGCUUGAUGGCAAAUCAGGUCCACUAUAUAGAUUUGGAUAUGUAUAUGAUUCGAAUCGUCCUGCAGUUGUAGGUUAUACAAAACGUCCAUAUUUAACUGAUGAAUGUGUUUCUAUUGCAAUUUAUAUAUCACACCCUGAUUAUAAUAAUUUGUUUCAAUUUAUUUUUGAACCAUUUAUGAUUGAACUAUAUGGUCAUUAUAUAAGAACAUAUGAAAUGAGACCUAUAUUAGGUGAUGAAUAUUGGUUUUUAACAGAAUACAGUGAUGUUAUGUUAUCAGACCAGAUGAAUAGGAAUGCAAUCAGAUUAUAUAUGUUAUACAGAGCACAUAAUAGAGGAUUGCCAGUAAUUACAAUAGACAUAUCAGAACUUGCCAGUCCUGAAUUAUAUGGUAUUGAAAAAGUUACAGGAUCAUCAAAUUUAUGGAACCACAAUUACACAUUUUAUAAAUUGAAGGAUAAAUUUGAUAAUGAAUAUAAAAUAAGGCUUAUUAUAGAUUCCAAUAUCAAUAAUAGAAAUAUUUAUGUUCCAAAAAUUAAAUACAAACAUUUCAAUAUUGAAGUGUACAGAAAUGAAGAGGCAACGUACGUAGUAAUCAGUGAUAAAGAUGAAAUAAUGGAUGGGAUAAGGAUUAAACAAUCAAGAUUAUUUAAAAAAGGGGUAAAUGAGAAAAAAUACAAUAAUAUUAAAAAUAGAGAGCGAAAAAAAAUAAUUCAAAAGUUUGAAAAAUCAUAUCCGAUAAAACUAGAUAUUACUAUUGAUGAAGAACAACCAUCAUUAUUUGAGAAAAAGGAAAUAUCAGAUGGUGAAAUGACAAUUCAUCAUUUCUCAAUAAAGGAAACCAAUGAUUUCGGAGAAUCCAUAUUGAACAAAUAUGUGUUUGGGGCUGUUUAUGCAACAGGAAGUUUUCAACCAGGUAACAUACCAUUGGAACCAUUUAGAAAAAACAAGGUGAUGAUUAAUCCAAACAUAAACACAAACAAAUUUAUUGUAAGGAACAAAUCAACAUUUGAUGAUCUGAACACACCACAAUAUCAGUUAUUCCGACUAAGAACAUAA
Molecule: messenger RNA, 1578 nt
Organism: Theileria annulata
Lineage: Eukaryota; Apicomplexa; Aconoidasida; Piroplasmida; Theileriidae
Exons: 1
Coding region: 1-1578 (525 amino acids)
Source: RefSeq, a predicted model, not a curated record